AUGGAUCUCUCAGAACAUCAAUGUCUUGCUGUCCAACGUGCCCAAUCCAUCCUUAGCGAUGCUGGAUUCACCCGAUCCUUGACCCCUACAACUUUGAACACGUCUCCUGCUGCAUCGUCCAUCGCCCCGUUACCCAGCACUGAGCCCUCCCCAAUUGUUCAAGCUUCCAACUACAUUCCACCGCCGGCGCGUCAGUUCACUGCAGACGAAAUCUCACGAAAUGCUCACCGUGUCAACCGGCAGACGACUGUCGAUGCCAUAGUUGAACAUCCUCUUGGGGCAAUUGUGGAGUAUCCUGAAACUGGAUCAGUCAUGGGACAAGCAGUCGCGCACAUUUUCUCGAUAUCUGCGAACUACAUUACUCACGAGUUUGACAAUCCUAAAGCUUCAUUCCAGUACUCGUUUGGUGACGGACAUGGAGGCCGGAAGAACGUUCUCUGCCAUUUGCUUCAAGAUAGCACUGAUGGCAAACCAGUUAAGUGCAACAGGAUUUCGACGUCUUUGAUGUGCUUAGGUAAGGGCCUGAAGGCAUGUUCCUCCAACACUGACGCAUUCAUCAAUGCCACCCAUUCAUACACCCACCGGGCACACAUCAGCGAACUUAUCACUCCUACCAGAGCAUUUUCUCCCACUGAUGAUUCAGCAGAACGGGAAGUUUUCACCAAGACAUUUGCAUUUGUCUGUGCACUUAAGGUACACGGCUGUAGUUUCCGUACCAGCACUGAGUUCACAGAUUUCAACUUCGAGAAUGACUUGGAUGAUUCAAACAUCGACCCCAACGACUACGAACGUGCUCUUGUGACUCCUACCGCCGCAUCCUCGCGCUCUCCGACGUCUUGUUCGGGCAACCUUAUUAUGCGCACUGAUAAAUACAAUCAACGAUUCAUCCAAUGUGAACAUCGUUCACGCACUGACCGGGCACAUCUCAUCCUUUGGAACCUUCAAGAAUUCAAUAUCAACUAUCUUCAAGCAUUGCUCGCCCACGACAUCGCAGCAAUUCUUAUUCACGAAGAACGUGCGGAACAUUGUGCUCAUUGGCACAGGAACUCAGCCGGCAUGUUGGAACGUGGUCGUCUCCUUAAAUGGGAGCAUGACUGCCAGUCAAAAUUCGAUAUCUUUGUCCCUGUCAACCUUGUUGCUGUACCCCGCAUCGCUAUUGUGUGUCGCAACCCACACUCUCACCCGCCACCCGCGCCAAUCAAAACACCACCUCCGCUCGUUGAUUUGUUCAGGUCGUUGCUAAUGGAUAUGGAUUGGGAGCUUGCCGAUGCAACUCCUAGACGUAUUCUAUGCGACUCUGGAUUCAUGCGGGGGCUACGUACGGCUUUGGGUUGGACACAGGACCGCAGUCCAACUCUUGCUGACCUUCACCCAUCUCUAGCGAAUCUCGAUCAUGUGCAUCGUCUCAUGUAUAAAUUCCGUCGUGACAAGUAUCCAAUGGGGACCGGCUUUCGAGGUGCAAAACUGCUCGUCGACAAGGAGAACGAGCUGCCAUGUCAUGCGCGCUAUGUUCAGGUGCGCAGAAACACACACUCUCCCUGUCCCUUGAUGUCGCGCCAUCUACUGCUCGCACGCCGUGUGUCAAUUGACACGUCAUUCAAGCGCUUGCACGGCUGGCAAGAAUUUGAGAUUGAAGCUUGGGACAACAACCACAUGCGAUCUCUUACGGGUGCACGAGCAUUCAUAAAUUCACAAUCUGCACAGGCACACUUGGUUCUUUUUCGCCGAAUCUUUUCAAUCGCCAGUGAGGACACAGGAACACCGGUAUCUUUCAAACACAUCCAUGGUAGUGGCUACGAGUCAGUAGUGGCAGACGCUCAUAUGGGUCAGGGUCUCAGACUUGGACUGUUUUGCUCAGAGCUUAGCAAAAACAUCAAGACUCCAUGCAUUUACGAACCGCAUCGCAAGUUAUGCGAUCUGACUCCCUACGAUCACCUUCGCCGGUUCUACCGUUUGUGUAUCGUCCAUUUCAAGAGGAACUUGCGGCCGCUUCAAUCACAGGUGUUGAAGGAGGUAUAUAAUGCCAUGCUGAGUCUAUCUUCAUCAGAUGCACAUCCCAAUUUUCAGAGGACGCUCAGUGUCAUCAGAGGUGGCGGCCGAAAAGCUGAAGCAUGGCUUAAGGACAAACUUCAGACUAACAAGUUCGCAUUUCCCGCGCUAUACCGUCCUGCAAGCUUCAUACCUGAAGAUAUUUGGCGUGCAUGCCCAACCACCACAAACGGCAAUGAGCAGGCCCACCGCAACAUCAACCGUGAUGGGGUGCACUUAACACUUCUUGGAGGUAUCAUGAGAGGCCGAGCCUUUGACGACCGAGCGGCACAGAGCAUCGACGUUCAUGCAUCGUUGGGCAUCGGCACUCGUGAUCGUGAUGCUACUCAUGCCUACCGAGCCUCAAGAAGCAUCACUCGUCAAGGUAAUCUUCGUCUACGUCAUUUACCCAUUGUUUUGACAGCAUCUUAG
Molecule: messenger RNA, 2460 nt
Organism: Suillus bovinus
Lineage: Eukaryota; Fungi; Basidiomycota; Agaricomycetes; Boletales; Suillaceae
Exons: 8
Coding region: 1-2460 (819 amino acids)
Source: RefSeq, a predicted model, not a curated record